AUGGCGGAGAACCUUGUAGAUGAUGAUUAUAGACCAUUGAAGGCUUACUUUCCAGACAAAGAAGUAGCUUUUGUAGGGGAGUACAUUGCUGAAGAAUAUGAUGGUUGGAGGAUGUUCUUUGAUGGAGCUAAGAACUUGAGUGGAUCCGGCAUCAGAGCUGUUGUGAUCUCACCAACUGUGCAACAUUAUCCGGUAUCAGCCAAACUCAGGUUCCUCUGCUCAAAUAAUAUGGCUGAAUAUGAAGCUUGCAUAUUGGGGCUUCGACGCGCUAUCGACUUGGAUAUCCAGGAAAUGUUAAUAAUAGGAGAUUCAGACCUAUUGAUCCAUCAGGUCCGAGGCGAAUGGGCUACCAAGAAUCGAAAGUUGUUACCAUACUUGGAGUGCGUGCAUAGGUUGUGCAAAAGGUUUCUCAAGGCAGAAUUCAAACAUGUGCCAAGGAUCCAGAAUGAAAUGGCAGAUGCCUUAGCCACCUUGUCUUCCAUGAUUCAACAUCCUGAUCAUAAUUACAUUGAUCCUAUUUACAUCCACAUAUACGAGCAACCAUCAUACUGUUUUGAUAUUGAGGAAGAGCUUGAUGGAAAGCCUUGGUACAAUGACAUUCGAGGAUAUUUGAAGAGCGGUAAGUAUACAAAGGAUGCAACAAGUUUACAAAAGCGUACGAUUCGGAGGUUAGCGAAUCAAUUCUUUCUACGUGGAGAAAUCCUUUAUAGGAGGACUCCCGAUUUGGGGUUGCUAUGGUGCGUCGAAGCUGGAGAAGCCAACAGGUUGAUUGAAGAGAUACAUGCAGGAACAUGUGGUCCUCACAUGAACGAUUUUACAUUGGCAAAGAAGAUCCUGAGAUCCGGAUAUUUCUGGCUAACUAUGGAGACAGACUGUAUACGCUAUGUUAAAAAAUGUCACCAAUCUCAGAAUCAUGCAGAUAUGAUCCGAGUUCCUCCCAACGAACUCCAUGUUACUAGUUCACCUUGGCCCUUUGCAGCUUGGGGCAUGGAUGUCAUUGGUCCAAUUGAGCCAGCAGCAUCCAAUAGACAUAGAUUCAUUCUGAUUGAAAUCGACUACUUCACCAAAUGA
This is a messenger RNA of Solanum verrucosum, 1071 nucleotides long. RefSeq lists its product as uncharacterized. Gene Ontology annotation, molecular function: RNA-DNA hybrid ribonuclease activity; nucleic acid binding. Bases 1 to 1071 code for a protein of 356 amino acids. The record is from RefSeq and is a predicted model, not a curated record. The transcript has a single exon. Lineage: Eukaryota; Viridiplantae; Streptophyta; Magnoliopsida; Solanales; Solanaceae.